Phoenix dactylifera (date palm) is the source of this 2240-nucleotide messenger RNA. The record is from RefSeq and is a predicted model, not a curated record. NCBI's taxonomy places the organism in Eukaryota, Viridiplantae, Streptophyta, Magnoliopsida, Arecales, Arecaceae.
AGUUAACGACACCGCCUUUGCCGUCUCCCUCCAACCAACUCGUUUGACCCCUCUCUCUUUCUCGAUGGCCGUGCUUUCUUAUUCCUUCCAACUCCUCCCAUGGACCUUCUCGGACUGAGAAACCAUUGAAGCGGCGCAGAAGAAACCCUAGAUCGCAGUGCGCAUCGGUUCUCUCGGCCGCAAUGGCGGGCAUCUCCAUCGGUUUUUUAUUCCCCUCGUGGUGGGAGAUCGAGGUCACCGUCGCUGUGGCGCUUUUCGUGAUAGCCGUCUACACCUUCUUCGAGUGGUUCUCCGGUGGCCCGGGGAUUGAAGUCUAUCAUUUGUCUGGUGGCGAUGAGCCUCUACCAGCGAAAGAGUCUCUUCCCGACGAUAGGGAGAAGUUUUCCACUUAUUUUGUAGUUGAGCCAACUUAAUGGAGAUUCUCAAGGCAUUUCUGCAUAUUUGAUCAAGUUGGAACUGUUGGCUGCGAAGAACCUAAUUGGUGCAAAUUUGAAUGGCACAUCGGAUCCUUAUGCAAUAAUUACCUGUGGUGAACAAAGGCGGUUUAGCUCCAUGGUGCCGGGAUCAAGAAACCCAAUGUGGGGUGAGGAGUUUGAUUUUAUUGUUGAUGUUCUUCCUAUUCAGAUUAACGUGACAAUAUAUGACUGGGACAUAAUAUGGAAAAGCACGGUUCUUGGGUCUGUAACUGUUCCAGUCGAAAGUGAAGGCCAAACUGGAGCCAUCUGGUACACUUUGGAUACCACAUCAGGACAGGUUUGUCUACAUAUUAAAACGAAAAAGCUUCCUGCAAAUACUUCCAGGGCUUUAAAUAGCUUUGCUGGUGCUGAUGCUCGAAGAAGGAUUUCUUUAAAUAAACAAGGCCCUACAGAGGUUUAUCAAAAACCUGGGCCGUUACAGACUAUAUUUGAUCUUCCUCCAGAUGAGGUUUCUGAUCAUAGUUAUUCAUGUGCGCUUGAGAGGUCCUUUUUGUACCAUGGACGCAUGUAUGUCUCUGCAUGGCACAUUUGCUUCCAUUCUAAUGUAUUUUCUAAGCAAAUAAAGGUGGUUAUUCCCUUAGGAGAUAUCCAUGAGAUGCGACGAAGCCAACACGCAUUUAUCAACCCUGCAAUUACAAUAAUUCUUCGCAUGGGUGCUGGAGGGCAUGGUGUUCCUCCUUUAGGAAGCCCAGAUGGAAGAGUUAGGUACAAAUUUGCGUCUUUUUGGAACAGAAAUCAUACACUGAGAAUUUUGCAACGCCAAGCAGAGAACUUCCGUGCAAUGUUAGAAGCUGAGAAGCAGGAGUGGGCACAGUCAGCAUUGCGUGCACACAGUAGCUCUGUCAGAGGCAGUAGAAAACAGGUUGAAAUUCUAGAAGAUAAUAUUGUCAAGACAGGAAAGUUCCAAGCUUUCAUCAAAGAAGAAGUUCUAGUUGGCAUAUUCAAUGAUAAUUUUCCAUGCACAGCUGAGCAGUUUUUUAAUGUGCUAUUGAGCAACGACUCAAAGUUUAUCGAGGAAUAUCGGAGUGCACGGAAGGAUACAAAUCUCAAUUUGGGCCAAUGGCAUGCUGCUGAUGAAUAUGAUGGUCAAGUCAGAGAAAUAACCUUCAGAUCAUUAUGUCAUAGUCCCAUGUGUCCUCCAGACACAGCCAUGACAGAGUGGCAGCAUGCAGUUUUUUUAUCUGAUAAAACAACCUUGGUCUUUGAGACCGUGCAACAGGCACACGAUAUUCCAUUUGGAUCCUACUUUGAGGUACACUGCAGAUGGUCGUUGAAAACAAACUCUGAGUCUUCUUGUAUGCUUGAUAUAAGAGUUGGUGCUCAUUUUAAGAAAUGGUGCAUUAUGCAGUCUAAGAUAAAGACUGGAGCUGUCGAUGAGUACAAGAAAGAGGUGGGUCUGAUGUUAGAAGUGGCACGCUCGUACCUUCUCAAGGCCACGGCUUCGAACCAAGAGCCUGAUCAGGCAUCAGGAACUCCAUCUGCUCAGGAUAGUUGAAGUCCACAGCAUUAUCAUACGAAGUCUGCCUGCUUGGCACCCUCGCUCGAUGAAGUUCCAUCUUUCAAGCCACUGUAAUCUGCUCUAUGUUACACCGGUCAUCCUGCGCUGGUAUUUAUGCUGUAUUCUAACUCAGCCUUCAUACAGGAGAAUUUUGUGGUGUGUGCAUAUUAUAUCUAACAUUCUAUAUACAAAGUGUACACAACUCGUCAAAUGUAGAGUACUUGACUCUUUCUUAUAUAAGAUCUCACUUUUUUAGGGGAAACAUC